AUGGAGGACAAGGCCGAGGAUGAGGUGGAUGCGUUUACGGUACAGCUCAGCGGCUCGACACCCUUUAAGAAAGAUAUGGGUUGGUUAAGCAUCCUGGCUGCAGGAUUCAACGUCAACAAUAGCUGGUUGGUCAUUGCAGCGACCAUGAGCAUUUCCCUAUCCUACGGUCCGAUGAACACCGUAUGGGGUCUCCUCGCUAUUACCCCCAUCUACUUUUGCAUUGCCCUGACGCUCGCGGAAUUGGUCUCGGCUUAUCCUACUACUGGUGGUCAAUACCAUUGGGCCUAUUUAAUGGCACCUUCUAAGAUCAACAAACCUGUAAGCUACUACUGCGGCUUCGUCAGUUGGCUCUCCUGGAUAGGGAUGAGCUCCUCAAGUGCUAGUGCUGUAAUAUUCUGCGUUUACGCCCUGAUAAUGAAUGCCAACCCGUCAUUCGCGCCAAAGGGAUGGCAUUCAUUCUUAAUAUUUCAGGCCAACAACUUAUUGAGCCUCUUGGCCAAUAUUUUUGGAAAGAAACUUCUGCCGAAAUACUACUCCUUUGGUUUCAUCUUCAGUGUGUCUGCCUUCUUAGGCUUCACGAUUGCCACUUUGGCAAUGCAGAAGACCAAGCAAGAUUCAGAAACUGUUUGGACAACGGUCACCGAGUUAUCCGGGUGGCCAGCUGGCAUGCAGUUUCUAAUUGCCCUCACAGCUCCCGUUGUGGCAUUUUGUCCUAUUGACGGCGCCAUACACCUUGUAGAAGAGGUAAAGAACGCGGGAAAAGUGGUCCCACGGACGAUUUUAACUGCUCUUACCAUAUCAUUUGUGACCUCCUUGGCGUUUAUCCUAGCGAUGCUUUAUUGCAUCUCUGACUUUGAUGCCGUCUUGGCAUCCCCCUCUGGAUUUCCCCUCUUUGAGCUCUGGUCACAAGCUUCCUCUACCACCACUGUUCCGAUCGUUUUCACCAGCAUCACCAUGUUCCUUCUACCUGUCGGCACAAUCGCCUGUACUCAAGUAGCUUCCAUGAUGACAUGGUGCCUUUCGCAAGACAAAGGCCUGCCAUUUGAUCGGUAUCUCACUAAAACCAAUAAAGAACUCAACGCUCCUAUUUGGGCGCUGGUAGUCAACGCAUCCAUCAUGUUCCUCAUUGGAUGUCUCUACUUAUUCUCAUCACUUGCAUUCAACUCCAUUAUUGGAGUAACUGUUAUCUUCCAGCAAAUCACCAUGGCUAUCCCAACAGUAUUUCUUCUCUACUAUAAACGUUCCUCGGCCGUUCUUCCCACGGGUCGAACUUUCAAAGUUCCGUCAUUGAUGGGUUGGAUUGCUAAUAUUGUCACUGUUUUAUUUGCCACCCUUGCUGUGCCCGUGUUUCUCUUCCCCGCUGUUAGAAACCCGACUGUUACCACUAUGAACUAUGGCAUUGUGGUUGUCGCGGGAGCCUUUAUGCUCGCUGUUGUAAACUGGUUCUUGUUUGCUAGAACUCGCUUUUUAGGUCCUAUACUGGCUAGCUUCAGUGACUAUUAA
Ilyonectria robusta is the source of this 1503-nucleotide messenger RNA. Its product is annotated as amino acid/polyamine transporter I. Gene Ontology annotation, biological process: transmembrane transport. Bases 1 to 1503 code for a protein of 500 amino acids. The record is from RefSeq and is a predicted model, not a curated record. The transcript has 5 exons. Gene Ontology annotation, cellular component: membrane. Gene Ontology annotation, molecular function: transmembrane transporter activity. Lineage: Eukaryota; Fungi; Ascomycota; Sordariomycetes; Hypocreales; Nectriaceae.